Labrus mixtus (cuckoo wrasse) is the source of this 4574-nucleotide messenger RNA. RefSeq names its product terminal nucleotidyltransferase 4B (gene tent4b). Gene Ontology annotation, molecular function: poly(A) RNA polymerase activity; mRNA binding. Gene Ontology annotation, biological process: RNA 3'-end processing. The transcript has 12 exons. The coding region runs from base 366 to 2426 and encodes 686 amino acids. Gene Ontology annotation, cellular component: TRAMP complex; nucleolus. NCBI's taxonomy places the organism in Eukaryota, Metazoa, Chordata, Actinopteri, Labriformes, Labridae. The record is from RefSeq and is a predicted model, not a curated record.
GACGGACCCACGAUCAGGAGGAAAGGGUCAGUGAAGCACUUCGACAAGCAGCUGCUGCAUGUGUGCACUGACUACAACCUCAAGUUUGGCAAGAGACACAUUUUUGAACGCUAUAAUUACUCUUGUCUUAUUUCCUGUGGAUGAAUUUGGUUGACAACUGGUUUAGUCGUCGCUGCUACGGAACGUGUUUUUUUUAUUUUAGAUUCUAGAAGUAACGGGCAGCGGAGAACCUCUGCUAGCAGCUAUAACGAGGCUAUAGCAGGCUAGCUAACGCUAGCUAGCGACCUGGCUAGCCGCACACGAGCUGAGGACUGCUCGUCGGUGGGUUGAGGGGAGGGGGGGCGGUUUGCCUACAGUGUCGUUUGAUGGAUCCGAGAAUCGCCUGGUUUCAACCAGAACAACGUGGACCAGCCAACAACCUGUGGAUGCAGAUUUGGGAGACGACACAGGGACUCGGGUACAUGCAUGUAAAUAACAGCUACAGCACUGGAUCUCAGAGCACAGCGAGCCUGAAAGCGAUCGUGAACGGGGCGUCGGGAGCCGUCCUUACCAGCAGAAACGGGGUACUUGACGCAAACACCGGUAUCGGUGAAGCAAGGACUCGGGGAAUGUCGACCUUAAUGGGGGACGCAGAGAUAACGGAACAACGGGACUUUAUACCACUGGAAACCAAUAGCAACCAUAAUAACCGAUCCACGGGCAGGGGCGGUGUCGUCGGAGGGGGGCAGCUGCAGGGCAGCGGGGUCGCUGUGCUGUGGAGGGGGCUGACAGACGGACACCCCAACAAAAGAAAAAGAGACAAUAAAGCCAGCACUUUCGGAUUCAAUUCCAGCCUCUUGAACAGUGGCAGCAGCUUGAAUACAGGAAGCUAUGACGGGUUCACGGGAACGCCAUGGAAAGUAAGGAACUACUCUGAAGGAAUCAUCGGGUUACACGAGGAGGUCAAUGACUUCUACGAGUACAUCUCCCCACGGCCGGAGGAGGAGAAGAUGAGGCUGGAGGUGGUGGACAGAAUAAAGGGAGUCAUCCAUGACCUGUGGCCUAGUGCUGAGGUCCAAGUGUUUGGGAGUUUCAGCACUGGUCUUUAUCUACCAACAAGUGACAUUGACCUGGUAGUGUUUGGGAAGUGGGAGACCCUUCCCCUCUGGACGCUGGAAGAGGCUCUCCGGAAGAGGAAUAUUGCAGAUGAGAACUCUAUCAAAGUUUUGGACAAGGCCACGGUUCCCAUCAUCAAACUGACAGACUCCUUCACUGAGGUCAAAGUGGACAUCAGCUUUAAUGUGAAGAGUGGUGUUAAAGCUGCUCGACUCAUCAAGGAAUUCAAAGAGAAAUAUCCUGUACUGCCUUACCUGGUCCUGGUGCUGAAGCAGUUCCUACUGCAGAGAGACCUCAAUGAGGUUUUUACCGGUGGAAUUGGCUCCUACAGUCUGUUUCUCAUGGCUGUCAGCUUCCUGCAGCUUCACUACAGGGAGGAUGUCUGCAGUCCCAACAUCAACAUCGGUGUCCUCCUCAUUGAAUUCUUUGAGCUCUAUGGUCGCCACUUCAACUACCUGAAAACAGGCAUCAGGAUAAAAGAUGGCGGUUGCUACGUUGCCAAAGAUGAGGUUCAGAAGAACAUGAUGGAUGGUUACAGGCCCUCCAUGCUCUACAUCGAGGACCCUCUGCAGCCAGAUAACGAUGUUGGCCGGAGUUCAUAUGGUGCCAUGCAGGUGAAGCAGGCGUUUGACUAUGCCUAUGUGGUGCUCAGCCACGCCGUGUCCCCAAUCGCCAAGUACUACCCCAAUAAUGAGACAGAGAGCAUACUUGGCCGAAUAAUCCGUAUAACACAGGAGGUGGAUGAAUACAGGGAAUGGAUCAGAAAGAACUGGGGGAGCCCGACUCAGAAUGAUCUGCCACUCAACAGAAACGAUGUCAAACUGUUUGAGUCCCAGCAGCUCGAUGAAUGCAACAACAACGUCCCAGAUGAUGAUGACGACGAUGACGUUGUUGUUCUGCCGUCGGCUCCCCACAGCAAAACCUCAUCCAACUCCUCCUCGCCAUCACCUUCACUGCGCUCCUCUCCCUCCUCCUCCCCGCUGUCGCCUUCUUCCACAUCCUCAGCCUCCAGCUCUAGCGAUGCGGACUCUGAUGGCACACCGUGUAAGACAGCCAAGCAGCAGCCCAGCCGGGGCUCCAGCACCCACAGAGAAAAGUCUGCUGCUGUCAACAAUCACCGAACACAGAGCCUCAAAACCAGCACUCCAUCUGGAAACAACAAGGGAGGAAAGGCCAGGACGCCUCGUUCCCACCAAAAGAGUGGCCACCACGGGCAGCAGAGUGCCUCCUCAAGCACCAAAAGUCACCAGAACAACAAACCACACCACCAGGGCAACAGCAAAAAGAGGAAAAAUGUGCGAGACUCUACACAAGAUGACCUCUGCAGAUAGGGGUGACCUCAACUGUCCCCACCUCUCAUCCCUCUUCCCCUUCCUUGUCUGCAACUGACUGACUGUCCUGUCCACUUCUGCUGCCAGACUCCAGCCUCAGGAGGUUGAUAGAAGUAUUAAAACAUCUGCAGUUUCUGUCUCUCUGUCAAGCCUUUGGGGAUGACAAGCAACAAUUUCUAGCAGAAAAAAAAAGAACAAAAAAAAGAACUGUUAUAGGAAAUGGGUUCUAAUUUCAUGGACCUGAACUGAAAUCACAAAGGAUAAACCCACAUUUGCUUCCCAAGAGCCUCUUUUAUGGAGUGUUUUUUUUUUCAUUUCCACAGCCAGCAACUAUACAUCACGGCUUUUUGCGCCUCCUGCUGUACAGGAGUAGACAUGCUGGGUGCCUGGAAUUUACUUUACAGCAAUACAUGGGACUGCUGGCUGGAAAAUAGGAUCAAAAAUGUUAUCAAAAAAAAGAAGAAAUUGCUUAAAAUGUACAAAAACAAAAAUGUUGAACAACAGAUGAAUAUCUACACAGAUUUCUUUUUUUUUAAAAUGAUAACUUACAAAUGCAAUCAGUAAGAAUGGGACAUAACUUAUGCAUGAGAUUUUUUUCGUUGGUUGAUUUUUCUGUUUGUUUAAUCUGUUUUGUUAAGUCUCAACAGGUUAUACAAAGAUUUGUAAAAAAAAAAAAAAAAAAAAAACACAUAAGCAAAAAAAAAAACAGUUAAAGAAUACAAGUAAGAAGAAAAUGUUUCAUAUUACGUUUUUACAAGAUAUACCGAUUGAAGACAUGUAAACGUGCACAUGUUGUGCCCCCAGCUUUUUGGCCAAAGCUGAGAGCUGGUUUGGGUCUCAUUGCCAACAUAAAUCAUCAGCAUCUACUUUUACUCCUGUUUGCUCUCUGUGAGUGUGCUACAGUGUUAACAGUUAGCCUUUAGUGAGCCAGUGCUCACAUACAGCCCUAUAGAUGUCUGGAAGGAGCCCAAUAGCACAGCCACAGUUUAGACGCUUUAAAGAUUAGAAGUUUUAUAAUAAGGAGGAAUGAUAAUGGUUUUAUUGAGAAAUCCUACACUUGAAAAAAUGUGUUAACAAUACAAACUGUGGGUGAUAAUCUGUUUCUUUGGUAAUUUACCCAGAAUCAUUUGUAUUUGUCAAAUGUAUUUAUUUUUUAUUAAUUAUAUGAAUAUAGUAUGGAUAAAUGUAUGAUUAACAUUAGAGCCCAUAUCUUUGAGUCCUAUAUUUGAAAAAUGAGCGUGGAGGUGUGGUGGGAAGAUACAUUUUCUGGUACAGUAAUUGUUAUCUUUUUUUUUUUUCCAGUAACAGUUGAGUGACCAAGUUACUUUGCAAAGUUUAAGAGACCGUUUCACUCUUCUGAAGAGAGUGAAACUUUUGUUUUAAUAUGUGGCUGGUCUACUUACUUUAAAAGGGAGCUGAUUUUUAUUUUAUUUUAUACAACUAUCCUAGCAACAAACACUUGAUGCCCGUCUGCCCACCCUCUAUUGGUGGAGUACAUCUACUAGCCUGUAGAUGGAGUUAUCGCUCCAAGUCUUCAGUCCCACAGAGUUUGGCCUUGUAUACUGCAUUUGGACGGUUGAAAUUUCUGGGGUUUUUUUGUGAUUGACUGACAUUUCAACUUAAAGACCAGCUGCACACAAAACACCCUUGAGCUGAGUGCUUGUUGGAGGGAUUGAGUCACCAAAGCACACCACAAUCCCUGUUUAUGGUCUCUCUCUGAAAUGCUACAAAAACUGCACACAGUAAAACAAAACAGGAGCCGCAAUAAAAAGAAAAACCACAAUGUAAUAUACCUUUACUCUACUGCACCUACAGAAUGCCAUGCUCUCAGCUGACUAAGUUCAGUCUCCUGUGUUAAGAUAGUAAAGCACAUUUGAUAAGUAAAUGCUUGAACAUACAGCCUACUAGUGUUGAAAGUAUGGUUUCUUGCCCCCCCCCCCAUCUCUUAUUGCUACAGUUGAGGUUUAAAUGCAGUAUAUAAGCGCUGUUCUCGUGGCAGACGAACAAGGAGAAAUGAAGUUAGCCUUGCCAUCUGAAAGUCCACUGAGCAUUUUCCUUCACUGCAGGAAGGCUUCAAACCCACCUGUAUUCAUCUGAAACGUUGUUUCUCUGCAGCUACAAGUCAUGCAAUAAAAACUGUACAAUUUC